CCAGCCGUUUGGUUUAUCUCCCCAGGCAAGCCAACGGGCAGCGGCCGCCCCACCCCACUUCACCCGUCUCGCCCUGCUUCCGCGCCGUAUUCUCUCUUCUCUCCUACCCACAAACAAACCCGAACUGAACACUGCUUAGCAGCUAGUAUUCUAUUUCUCUUAAUCCCGUCGUCUCGUCCAGCGAAAAGAGGAGGAAAAAAACACACGGAACCGCAGGCAAACCCUCGCUUUCUCCGAUCGAAUUGCUCGUCCCCGUGCAACCACCACCGGUUCGGCCGCUCCCCACCACCAGUCCUCCCCGCCCCCGCCCGCCGGACGAUCUACUAGGCCUCUCGCCCCGCGCGUGCCGAUUUCCCCCACCUCGAGCGCCGCCCUCCUCCCGCGCCCAUGGCGAGCACCUGAGGAUACGGUCAGUGGGCUGUUUCUCUGCGAGAGUCCCACGAGUCCCCACAGAAACAGCCCGGGGGCAUCAGCGAUCGAUUCGGAACGCCUUGGUUCGGUCUGAUUGCCGGAUUGGUGGUUUCGUCUCGGCCUCGGCUUCCUCAACUAUCUAGCUUGGAAGCCAAGUCUGGGCUUGCUUCGUGUGGAUUGCAUCUGGGGAGGCGGUAGCGUGCACGGGUGUGAUUCUCGGACCGGCUUCAUGCGGGACGGCGCGCCGGCUCCUCGCGCCGGCGGGGGCUUCUUCUCGGCGCGGUCGCUCUCCAACUGCAUGAGGAUCGUGUCGUCGGGGGCGUCCACGGCCGCCUCCACGCUGCGCUCGGCCGGGGCAUCGCUGGUCAACUCGAUGGCCAGCCACGAGGAGGAUGCAAGUCGUGACCAGGUACAGUGGGCUGGCUUUGAUAAACUUGAAUGUGGGGGUGGCUUGCUACGGCAAGUUUUGUUGCUGGCUUAUAAAUCUGGUUUCCAAGUGUGGGAUGUGGAACAUGCUGAUGAUGUAAGACAGCUAGAAUCCAGACACGAUGGUGCUGUUUCGUUUAUUCAAGUGCUGAAGGAUCCAAUUUUCACAACAGAAUCUGGAGACAGAUUUGCAGACACACGACCAUUGCUAGCUCUUGCCUGUGAAGGAACUCACACAGGAAGUGGAAAGAACCAUGAUACUAAUGUUCCUGUUUUUGAUGGAACCAAUGGUGCUUUCCAUAGUAUAGGCGGUGAAAACCUUCCUACUGUCUUACUAUUUUAUUCACUGAGAACCCAUGAAUAUGUGCAUACAUUGAGGUUCAGAUCAGCUGUUUAUUCCAUAAGGUGCAGUCCGAGAGUCGUAGCUAUUUCACAGGCUACUCAGAUACAUUGUUUUGAUGCCGCGACCAUGGAGAGAGAAUAUACUGUUCUUACCAGUCCUACGGUUGCACAAGUUUCAGGCUAUGGCCCACUUGGAUUGGGUCCUAGAUGGAUUGCAUAUUCUGGGAAUCCAGUUCCGGUUCCAGAUACUGGACGUGUUAGCCCACAGCUUCUUAGUCUAUCUCCCUCUGUUCCACCUCCUGGUUCAAAUGGUAGUGUGGUGGCAUAUUAUGCAAAAGAAUCAAGCAAGCAACUGGCAGCUGGCAUUGCAACACUUGGUGAGGUUGGAUAUAAUAAGCUGUCCAAGUACUAUGCAGAUUUCAUUCCAAAUGGUAAUGGUACCAUAAAGCAAAGAAGUUCUGUUUACAAAGCAAAUGGUGUAACAAAUGGCCACCUCAUUGACAGUGAAUAUGCUGGAACGGUCAUAGUUCGAGAUAUUGUCUCUAAAUUAUUGAUAGUUCAGUUCAGGGCACACACUAGUCCCAUUUCUGCACUUUGCUUUGAUCCAAGUGGAACUUUGCUGGUGACAGCAUCUGUUCAUGGUCAAAACAUGAAUGUUUUCCGCAUUAUACCUCCACAUGGGACAUCAGAAGCUGGUCAAAUUGGAACCUAUGUUCAUCUGUACAAACUGCAAAGAGGCAUAACCAAUGCGAUCAUAAAAGACAUCAGCUUUAGUGAUGAUAGUGACUGGAUAAUGAUUAGCUCUUCAAGAGGAACUAGCCAUUUGUUUUCAAUCUCUCCAUAUUGUGGAUCAACAAGAUUCCGUUACAGUGAUAACAACCCUGUAGAAAAUGAUUACACAGUGGAUUCAUCAGUUAAUCAUACUGCUCAUUGGUCCCAAAAUUCAGCAACCUCUUUGAGUCUGAGUCAGAAGACUCUCUUCGUAUCUGGACCCCCUGUCACAUUGUCUGUUGUUAGUAGGAUAAGAAAUGGGAGUAACGUGUUUAAGGGUGCUGUCCAUGGUGCUGCUGCAUUUGCAACUGGUGCUUCCACUCCAAUUUCUGGUGCGAUUGCUUCAACUUUUCACAACCGCAUGGCUGGUGACAUCGAUUCAGAUGGCAGUUUGCGCAUGAAGUAUUAUUUACUAGUAUUUUCUCCAUCAGGAAGCAUCAUACAGUAUGCUCUCCAUCUCUCAGCUGAACAGGAUUCUGGAUUGGAUUUCCGGACAAGCCCCAUUUCUUAUGGGCCAGAGAGAGAAACUGAUACAAAAUUUGUUAUUGAAGCUCUUCAGAAGUGGGAUGUUUGUUAUAAAAGAAAUAGAAGAGACAGUGCUGAGAGUUUUGCAUAUAGUGAUUUUGAGAAUGGAGAAAAUAAUAAACUUUUGCUGAAAGCUAUGUGGAAAGGGACUAGUAUCUACCCAUUUGACUGUUCUGUUGAAAGGCAAAAGCUCAGUGCUGAUGAAAACCGUAAUCUCUAUAUUUCUCAGAGUGAGUUGCAGACUCAUGUUGUGCAAACUCCACUCUGGUCUAAAUCCAGGAUACACUUUCAAGUUAUGGAGGGUGAAACUUUAGAAGCAGACAAUGCUGAUGUAAUUUCAGGGGAAGUUGAAGUAGAAAAAGUCCAGACCCACAACAUAGAAUCAAGGUCAAAGAAUCUCAUACCAGUCUUCGACUCCCUCCAUACAUCAAGGUUUCAACAGACAAGGUUGAACGCUCCUGAUAACAGCAGGUGCGGGCUGCUGCAGCGACAGAAAUCUGGGAUUUCAGAAGAUGGUAGACUCUCUCGCAGAAGCAGCUGUAGUUCUUUGGACUGCAUGUCUGAAGGGCCCAAAAGCUCUGAUGACGGUGCUUUCAGUAAAUAUGUAGUAGAUGAUAACAGUUCUGCUGUAAUUAACAACCCAAGUGUUAAAUUUCAUGCCGAGCUUGUAAAUAAUACUGGGAGCCUCAAGUCAGAGGCCCAGCUCGGAUUUGUAAAUAGCGAGGAGGAUGGUGGAGGUGGAGAGCAACUCCCAGACUUGUGAUGUUGACUAUGUCAAGAUGGUCGAUGGUGAUGGAGGAGCCUCUUUAAUCGCUGAAGUCUUCAUUGUGCGUGUGUAGCUGAAUUCUUUCAUUUCUCCAUCCUGAGUUCUUUACCUCUCUUCUAUCUAUAGUUCUAUUCAUAGGCAUUCAUGAAAAUUUUACCGAGAGAAAAGAUAGGAAGGGAGGUUUAAUUCUGGCCCUAUGGGUGUGGAAGCUUUGGUGAUGUUAGUUCGAUAUCUUACAAGUUGUAAAUAACAUGCAAUAAUAGCACGUAAUUUGUGAAUAUUUAAAUCAUAAUGUGUCCAACUGAGGUACGAGACAUCUUCCACCA
Messenger RNA from Zea mays, 3567 nucleotides. Its product is annotated as autophagy-related protein 18f. The transcript is spliced from 8 exons. Gene Ontology annotation, biological process: response to starvation; autophagy. The record is from RefSeq and is a predicted model, not a curated record. Lineage: Eukaryota; Viridiplantae; Streptophyta; Magnoliopsida; Poales; Poaceae. Gene Ontology annotation, cellular component: cytoplasm. The coding region runs from base 641 to 3238 and encodes 865 amino acids. Gene Ontology annotation, molecular function: protein binding.